AUGUAUUUCUUGUCGAAGGUACGUCAUGAGUUGCAUUAUAUGUUCGCGAUAAUGAGUUUAUCGCAUCUACUUUAUCUGUUCUCGUUCGUUGCAUGCGUUAAACGUCUAUCGAAAUCACUGACGGCAAUAAUGCUCAUUUAUUUGUCAAUAAUAAUUUAUCAUUAUCUCGCCGAUUUGUUCCGCUCAAUACCGAUCACGAUCGCCACCUUAACGAUGCAUCUAGUUGUUGUGUCCAUCUCGCUGAUCGCCGCUGGCUCUGUAUGGCAAUACGGUUCCGACGACGCUCAGCAGGCAUGUUUUUAG
Molecule: messenger RNA, 303 nt
Organism: Anisakis simplex (herring worm)
Lineage: Eukaryota; Metazoa; Nematoda; Chromadorea; Rhabditida; Anisakidae
Source: the annotation of a GenBank genome assembly